Epinephelus moara (kelp grouper) is the source of this 2825-nucleotide messenger RNA. RefSeq names its product max-interacting protein 1-like. Gene Ontology annotation, molecular function: RNA polymerase II cis-regulatory region sequence-specific DNA binding; protein dimerization activity; DNA-binding transcription factor activity, RNA polymerase II-specific. The record is from RefSeq and is a predicted model, not a curated record. The transcript is spliced from 6 exons. Gene Ontology annotation, biological process: regulation of transcription by RNA polymerase II. The coding region runs from base 153 to 965 and encodes 270 amino acids. NCBI's taxonomy places the organism in Eukaryota, Metazoa, Chordata, Actinopteri, Perciformes, Serranidae.
CAAGUAGGGCAAGUGGCUGAGGCUAAGGACUGCAAUUCCAUCGAGCCUAGUUCAUUUCAGUCAUCCGCUCAGUGCACAGACGGGACAAGGAGAGCAAUUCCAGCGCUGCUUUAUUUGUCAAAGCCCCCCAUAAAAAACAACCUAAAGUCAAAAUGGUAAAGUACAUGCGACAGCACAGCGAGGUGAAACUCGAAGAGGUUCUGUCGGAGUCUGAUGCGUCCAUGGACCAGCAGGAUUUCGGAGAAUUGUCCGACUAUUCUUUCAGCGACGUUUUAUACUCCAAAUGUUCCGCAAUGGACCAAAUCGGCACUUUCAUGAAGAACGUGCAAGUGCUGCUCGAUGCGGCACAUUACAUAGAAAAUAUCGAGAAGAACAACGGAAAAUGUGAGCAUGGUUAUGCUUCAACGUACCCUGCAACCCAGACUGCACACCAACAGAAACAGCGUAAAUUCAAGAGCAGGAAAUUGGACAAUCUUCACAAUAGGUCAGCACACAAUGAACUGGAAAAAAAUAGACGAGCACAUCUCCGCCUGUGUUUGGAGAGGUUGAAGUCCCUCAUCCCCCUGGGACCAGACUGCAGUCGACACACCACACUGGGACUGCUCAACAAGGCCAAAGCACAUAUCAAGAAACUUGAAGAGGCGGACCGGAGGAGUCUGCACCAGCUGGAGACCUUAGAGAGGGAGCAGAGGCACCUGCAGAGGCAGCUAGCCCAGCUGCAAACUCAUGGAGAUAGGGAGAGGGUCCGUAUGGACAGCCUGGGCUCCCGUAUGGACUCUGACCGCUCAGAGUCUGACAGAGAAGAGAUCGAAGUUGAUGUGGAAAGCACUGAAUUCUCCCAUGGAGAAAUGGACAGUGUAAGCACCAGUGGUGCAAGUGACCUGGACGACCACAGCAGCCGGCAGAGCUCAGCCAGCGACGAGGGCUACUCCACAUGCAGUCUAAAACUGGCCUUCUCUGCUUAAAAAGCACCAGCCUAUACUUUAACUCCAGCUGCAGUCUUUUAUGGCUUUCACCUUUCAAAGUACCAGCCUACAGCUCCAUUCUCCCUUUGCAGUUUAGGUUAACUGUCUCCAGAAGAACAACCAGCCUCGAUCCCACCUUUACCUGACAAAUGAAACAUCUGCUCCGCCCUGAGAACCAGCCUUAAGUUCAACUCAGCCUAAAAGUUGUCUAAAAAUGUCUCCUUCCAAAAAGCCAAGGGGCUCCUCUACAUCAGUCUGAAACAUUUUACACAACAGCCUCAAAUUUAACUCCCGGCAAUAUACAGUUUCCUCAUUAUAAGAGUUGACUUAACCAAUCACCUGAAUGUCCCUUAACCCAUUACCAGCUAGAAUCAACCAUAAAGUACCUGCACUCAAUACUGACCCUGUAGAGGACCCACGAUCGCAGCAGUGUCCAACACUGAAGGGGAAACUACCUUUAGUCAAGUUGAUCCUCUGAAACCAGCAAAAACACUAGAAACCCAAUACCAGCUAGAAGCUCACCAUUGGGACCGCUUGCUCCAUUUGCCUUGUAAAAACAUUGCCCCUUUUCUUUGGAUAACGCAUCCAGACGACACUUCUUGUCAGUGUACAAGCCAGUGGCAAGGGCUACAAUGUCUGCAUUCCAAAAUGUUUAUUACACUCCUGUAACCUUUUGCUUUAGGACCCACGACCAUCACUGAUCCGUGUGGCGUCCCUUCUCUUGACUGAAAUAGUCAUAUCCAAACAGGUGGUGUAGUCCACCCUCGUUAUUCUAAUUUAUUUGCAUAUGAUUAUAGUAUUUAUUUUUGGUAUAUUUAAUUUUACUGUAGCUAGGUCUUGGUCAUGCUUGAAUGAAAAACAUUUUUUAAAAUAUUCUCUUUUUAACAUUUAACAAAUUACUUGACACAAAUUUAACCCCCACAGAAGCAUAUGCAGUGCUAAAGGUUUAAUGCAUUUCAUGUUUUGUUGAAAGAAUGACACUUCUCUUUCACACUGUGCUCAAAUUCAGUUUUAUUUAGACAGUAAUAAGCUAUCCCGCACUUGUCCAAGCACAAGGCUGAAAGCAAUAAAGCGUCUACUUUUAUCCUAUCUUUGAUGUUGGCUGUGUUUAGCAUACUAUUCUGUCCGUCCAACACCAAAUUGCAGUUUUGCUAGUUUUCCACUUCGCUCCAGUAGUGGUAUCAGUUUUAAUAUUCAGCAGUUAAAAUGAUUGUAAUUGAUUUAAAAAAAAAAGCUAUGGUGCAUGUGAAUUGAAUGUAGCUUGUCUAAUCAUGUUGUAAUGUGCUUUGGAUUGACAAGUCUUAAAAAAAUGUCUGUAGCAUGAACAACACUACAGAAUACUAAUUUUGGUUUAUACUUCAAUGUUUAAUACUGUAUUAUUUUUUGUAUUGUAGCAGGAAAAGAACAAGUUCAAUUCCGUGAAAUUUGGAGACUUCCCGUUAAUAUUCAAUGUAUAUUUGACACUGAGAAUUGCACUGCUGACCUGUUAGAAUCCAUGAAACCAAAUAAGACAUUUCAAUAUGACCAUUUAUCUGCAUUUUUCUGGUCCAAGUCCUAAAGAGAUCACCACCAAAUUGUGUCUUAACAUGGGUAUAUAUAUGACUCUUGCACAAAGUUCCUUGUUACAGGUCUUUUCUCCCCCACCCCAACCUGUUUGGGAAUCUAUAAAAUGCACUAUGAAAAAGACUUUUGUUAAGGACGUACGUCAAAGCACACCCCAGAAUGUUUUCUCUUGUGCUUAAUCAGCCAUCCAAGGUGACUUUUUUGCAAAAUGUGCUGCUGGUCCCCUGCUAGUACUUUAUUACAGUUCCUGAAAACUGUCCCUGGAAUCUUAAUAAACCUCUACCACCCAGACAUCAA